AUGACCACAGAUUAUAUUCCAUCGUCAAACAGCAAAUUCAAUACUAUUCAAAAUCGCAGUUCCCUUCGCACUUUCUCUGUGACAUUUUUAUCUGCCAUACAAGUCGAUAUCACUCUCAUUAGCGCAUUUGUACGAUACGGCGUGCGGUACACACCACAUUGUUAUUUAGUGAUCACCGAUCGUCACUUGUUGACUGACUUCUUGUUGCAUUGUUAA
Messenger RNA from Brugia pahangi, 216 nucleotides. NCBI's taxonomy places the organism in Eukaryota, Metazoa, Nematoda, Chromadorea, Rhabditida, Onchocercidae. The record is from the annotation of a GenBank genome assembly.